Salarias fasciatus (jewelled blenny) is the source of this 2073-nucleotide messenger RNA. Its product is annotated as zinc finger protein 358-like. Gene Ontology annotation, biological process: regulation of gene expression. The transcript is spliced from 2 exons. Lineage: Eukaryota; Metazoa; Chordata; Actinopteri; Blenniiformes; Blenniidae. The coding region runs from base 60 to 1223 and encodes 387 amino acids. The record is from RefSeq and is a predicted model, not a curated record. Gene Ontology annotation, cellular component: nucleus.
GUCCCGGCGGUUUGUUGUUUGUUGUCUCGUCCCGGUUUUCUCCUGUCUGCAGCCUGAAAAUGAGCAAACUGCGGCUGCUGCACGCCUACCUGACGGAGCGGCUGACGGUGCUGGUGAAGGAGGUGCUGGACGUGGUGGAGGACACCGUGACCGAGUACCGGGAGGAGACGGCCCGCACCAAGCGCGAGAACGAGAGCCUGCGGAGGCAGCUGCGGGACAUCCUGCUGCUGGAGGCCGAGACCGAGUGGCUGAGAUCCUCCCGGGCCACUCUGGGCUUUGUGGUCCCUCAGCAGUCUGAAGAUGUGAGGCCCCGCUCCCAGGAGCCCGACUCCACCCUGAACCAGCCUCGACCUCCAGCCGGCAGGCUGACCCCGGAGCCGCCGCCGUCGGCGGAGAGCGAGGCGGCCCCGGGGCCCCUCCUCCUGCCCGACGACAAGAAGCCGCUGGCGGCCUGGGAGCCGCCUCUCCAACGCGAGCCGCCGCUGCAGGGCGACCCCCUGCCGCAGAGCGACCCCCUGCCCCCGCGCUCCUCCCCCUCCCGGGCGGAGGUCCCGGCCGCGGUGCAGGAGGACGCCCCGGCGCCGGCGCUCAUCAAACCCGAGCCCGAGGAGUUCCGAGUGAGUGAUGUGGAGGGAGCGGAGGACUCUGUGAUGGCGCCGGCGGUCGGCGAGGAGUCGGCCUUCAUGAGCAGAACCGAGGCGGAGCAGCCGCACGUGAACUCUGCUCCGGAGUCGCUGCCGCCCGACGAUAAUGCCGCCGUCGCCGCCGCCGCCAUCGCCGGCUUCGUCCCCGAACUCGUGCACCGCUGCCCGCGCUGCGGCGAGGCGUUCGGCCAGGCCGCCGGCCUGCGGCUGCACCUGGAGCAGAAGAGGAAGACGUACGCCUGCGACUGGUGCUGCAAGUCGUUCGCCCAGUCGGCCGACCUGCGGCGGCACCUGCGCACGCACACGGGCGAGCGGCCGCACCGCUGCACCUUCUGCUCCAAGAGCUUCAGCCAGAGGGGCAACCUGCGGCGCCACCUGCGCAUCCACACGGGCGAGCGGCCGUACAGCUGCCCCUUCUGCUGCCGCACCUUCAGCGACGGCGACACCAUGAAGAAGCACAAGCGCACGCACUCCGGCGAGCGGCCGUUCCGCUGCGUUCAGUGCGCCAAGACGUUCACCAGCGGCAGCGGGCUGCAGAUUCACCUCAAGAAGAACAUGUGCUUUGUACCCAACGCCUGAUGGCGAGACUUCUUGUUUCUGCUUCUUUUUCUGCAGCUGGACCCAGAUCAGCGGCCCCACUGCUCCCUCUGGUGGUGCUCAGUGGUACUGCAGGCCGGUCGGCGCCUCAGUUGCGUUUCCAUCAGUUCAGGCAAUUAAAAUGCAUCUUUUUGCACCUUUAGCAGCCUUUUACCACCAAGGCUCUGAGCUUCAUUCACUCCUCAGUACUGUGGAGGGAGCCGGCCAAUCAGAGCGCAGGAGGAGGAGCUGUCGGGCCAGUCGUAGAGAAAGAAGAGACGACGGGCCGGUUGGAGUGCAGAAGAAGACAACGUACGGACAAACAGGAAAAUGUGAAGGAGAAACGUCUCAAACAUUUUGGUAGUGUUUUAGCCCCGCCCCCUACCCUUCGUCUGAUUGGCUCGCACUCACACUGUUACGCUGAGCUGAACAGUCAUCUCUUCUCACGUCUGAACUAAUGGGAGCAGACUGAAACAGGGGGAGGGUUGAUGCUUUGAAGGCAGCGCGAGGCGUUCGGGUCCUCAGGAACAGUGAAACGUCGGAGUGGAGGUGAAACUCAGACUAACUCUUUUGUUUUUUAGCGUGAAUUUACUUCAGACUGACAGAACUGAAUAUCUCCCACAGAUGUGCAGUAGCAGAGGCCACCUCUGAGUUACAGUGUUUAGGGUCUAAAACACUAUUUAAAUACAUAAUUAGCUGGUUACCACGGUGAUUCUAAUCGCCGCUGCCCUUGUUACCCCACCGCUCCAGGGAGCAGGACCCUGAGGUGGAGGAGGCCCUCUGCUGAUCUCUGGGACGGCUGCUUUGGAUUCUGUUGGGUUUUAUUGUGAUUCAGAGGAAUAAAAUGUGACUU